This is a messenger RNA of Wallemia mellicola CBS 633.66, 5287 nucleotides long. RefSeq lists its product as hypothetical. The record is from RefSeq and is a predicted model, not a curated record. The coding region runs from base 1636 to 3681 and encodes 681 amino acids. The transcript is spliced from 4 exons. Gene Ontology annotation, molecular function: protein binding. Lineage: Eukaryota; Fungi; Basidiomycota; Wallemiomycetes; Wallemiales; Wallemiaceae.
AUUAAUACAUGGAACGCAGAUAAAUUACAAAGAUCUAAUAAAAAUUACUCCUUGGCAGCUUCUUUUGCGGCGGCUUUUGCGGCUUUCUUUUCAGCUUUCCUACGUUUUCUCUCCUCCUCAUCUUCUUCACCUUCACCUGCGGCUUCUGAACGUCUACGCUUCUUGUCUUUCUUCUCUUUCUUACGUUGAGCUUCGGCAUCAUCAACUUCCUCAGUCUUCAUUGGUGAAGCUGGCUUUUCAACACUUUCUACCUUAACCUCUUCCUUAACUUCCGCGGUUGGUUCUGGUUGGGUUGGAAUCGUUGUUGAUGUUUGGCUAUAAUCAGUGUAGCCGUUCUUCCAGCUUUCAGGAGUUGCAUCAGUGUGACGACCGAACUUGUCAAGUUGUCCAUCCUUGAUCAUCUUCUUCUUUUGUUGAGCUCUUGGACCGAGACCCCACUUUCUUGGGAACCAGUCACGUUCCAUAAUACAACGCUUGAUCUUUGCUACGACACCGUGGUCGACGGUUGACAAGUCAGCUGUUGACAUUUGCGCAAUACCGACAGCGAUAGCUUCACCCUUUGUUGUCAUAAGGACGACCUCUUCGUUAACUUCAAUGCCAUUUUCAUAUCUUAAUAAACCUGGAAUCAUAAGCUUGGCACCAUAACAGAGGGCGUUUACGGCUGAAUCCUUUACAACGAUUCUCUUGUAGUUAACAAGGAGAGCUUCGAGUGGUCUGAUGACUCUACGUAAGUAAGAUUCGUCUCUGGUGUUGUCGUAAAUCCAUUGAGCGUCGAGAACAUCGUGCAUAGAGACGAUAUCAUCAUCUUCGGACAUGGCACCUGAACGAACACGUCUGAGUUCUUGCAUGUGACCACCAACACCGAGGAGGAGACCUAAGUGAACACACAAGGUACGAAUGUAAGUACCAGCUUCACAUGAAACCCAGAAGACAGCUAAACCACGGUCAUUGUCGAAUUCUAUGAGGUUUGAUUCGUAGAUGGUUCUGAUACGAAGUUGACGCUUGACAGCGGAAAUCAAAGGUGGACGUUGGAAGAGAGCACCUGUGAGUGUUUCGAUAGCACGUGGGAGAGCAGCUGGGUCUUGAAGUUUGUCGUGAAGACGCAAGACAGCAACGUACUCCUUACCAGCACCUUGUUGAGACUUGACGAGACGGGUAGCUCUGUCGAUACAGACGAUGAGACAACCAGUGACCUUAGGAUCGAGGGUACCUGAGUGACCGGUCUUUUCUGUACGCAACAUUCUUCUAAUCCAAGCGACAACUUCGUGUGAGGAAGGGUUUGAAGGUUUGUCAAGGUUAAUGACACCGGAUCUGGGGAGGGUUAGAAGGGUAAUAAGGAAAGCAAAAUGAGCUAUUCAAUUUCAGGUGUGAAAAGAAUCAUCAGAGGAUAAACAGGAAUAGCUCAUUUUGAAGAAGAAAAACUCACUUAAUGUAAGUAACCAAAUCCCUCUUUAAUGUUCUUCAACAACAAUGGCCAUUGUGAAGUAUCCAAUUGAGUUACACCAUCGGAUGGUUUUACUAUAAAAUCCUGCUGUGCUUGGAUGGCUGAUAGCGUAGACAUCAGAUUUUCAACUAAAGCGAGCUCAAGAGAGAGGAAGGCUUUGUAGAGAAGACGACGAGAUAAAAAAAUAAAAAAUGAAAUCGUCUAAAUUAUUAUACAAAUCCUCUAGAAUAGAGGACUAUAAGCAGAUAACGAACUUGUUUAAGAAUUUGUUCAAAUCUACGAAACCUUCAAUUAAACAAUCGAACGAGUUGUUUAAUAGAAAUCUAAAUAGUAAAAACCCUUCCAUAGACACUUUAGUAACGCAUUACAACAACUUGAAGACAUCAUCGAAUAAGGAUUUCCUAGACAACAACAAACUUUCAAAGACUUUGUCUAUCUUAUCUAAACAAAGUUCACCUUUUUUGGAUCAAUUCUGUGAGGAUAUACGCAAUCAUUGGAAGUUGGAACUCUCGAGGCGUGAUUUCCAAUUCAUUAUACAAGCAUACGUAAACCAGCGUAGAAUAAACAAAGCAGUCGAUAUCGUACGCACUUUGGAUAAUCCUUCGCUUGCUAUAUUCUCGGUCCUUCUCACUGGUUGUUCAACCCACAACGACUACAACGCUUAUCAGCGUGUACUAUCAAUUAUGGAAGAGCGCGACAUUAAACCUGACUUACAUAUCUACAACGCACGUUUAAAGUUGGCUUUCCAAUAUCACGAUAUAGAUGUUGUAGAUAGCCUCCUAGAGGAUCUAAAAAUGGAUGGCUAUCAACCAGAUUUAUUUACACACACUAUUCUACUAGAUGGUUAUUCAAGGUUACAUCAAUGGAGUCGAGCAAAUGAAUCUGAAGCUUUUCUUAGAUCGAGUGACACGGACAUAGCAAGCUGGACGUGUAUCCUAUUGGCUACUGGUCGCCAACAUGGUCUUGAAAAAGCAAAGGAAGUCGUUGAUGAGAUAUUUUUAGCAGGUCUAUCACCUAAUGAUAUUGCUUUAUCUCACCUCGUCGGAUUAUCACAAAGGCCUUCAUCAAGCGAAGAUGCGAAGAUUCUCAUAGAUGAUCUCUCUGCAUAUGCUGGUGUUGAACCAGGUAAACACACCUACAGAGCAGCUUUAGAGCAUCUCCUGAUGGUAAACCUUGAUGAAGCUUAUGAAUUCUGUAUCUCUAUUCCAGAUCAACGAUCAUUGGCGGUGACUUUACCACUCAUAACUGCACUUGCGGGUAAUAAAGAUGGUACAGCACUUGAUAAUUUACGCAAAAUGUUAUCAAUUUAUGAUCAACUUGAUCGCGAGCGAUUAGAUACACGUGUAUUAGCUCAUAUGCUUCGAACAUGCGCAAAAGCUGGUGAUGUACAAACAGCAAUUGACAUUCUUGUCGAUAUGAAAACAAAUAGUGUCGAUUUAGAAAGUCAAUUCACAACUUCAUUCAUAGUCACUCUCCUUCACGCUUCAAGUGAUUACUAUCAGGCGUUUAGACUUUAUGCUAACGUCGUUGAUAGUAAAGCAACUCGACUUGAUGCUGCUGGAUUCUCAACUAUCAUUGCAGAAUUUUGUGGUCUCAAAUUCCAAGAUGAAAAUAUCGUACCAGCUGUACUAUUCUCUGAAAUUCUAAACGAUAUGCGUAAAGCUGGUUAUCCCCCAGACUGUAAAACCUACACCAGUUUACUAGAUUAUUACGCUCAUGUGAGGGAUAACAGGAGUAUUGCAAAAAUAGAAACACUCUUGAACGUUGAUAGAUCAAUAAUGCCAGAUAUAUACCUCCAUAAUGCCCUCCUUAAUGCUCAUAAUAGAGUUGGUAAUGGUGGAAAAUGCGUUGAACUCUAUAAUGCACUUUUAUUCUCACGUAGAGCUGAUAACGCGUCUUUAUCAAUAGCAUUAGAUGUAAGCGGUAGUAGGAACACACCCGCUGAUUCAAUCCAUAUUUGGAAUUUAUCAAAGAAAUACAUCAAACCUAAUAGGAAGAAUUGGGAAACUCUCAUAGAAGCCCUUGUUAGAAGAAGAAGGUUUUCAGAUGCUCGUAAUGUCACCUUCAAUAGUGAAGAAUUCAAACCAGAUACCAACGCAAUUGAAAUUUUAUUUAGAAUGACAAGAGCAUCUCGAGAUGAAAAAGAAAUCACAAUUCUUAGGAAUUACUUACUAGAAAACCACAUUGAUGACUACAACGCAAUAAAAAACACAGUCGACAUACCUUGGAAAGAGUAAAUCACACAAUGUACUAUUAAUAUUUAGCAUAUAUAAUAAUAAUGUUUUUGCAUUCAUGAGAAAGAAAAUUAUGUGAAAAUAAAGAAACAUUUUAAAGCUUGUCGUAGAAGUUUUCGAGAGGUGGAACAUCUUCCUUGAGACCCUUACGCUUACGAACGUCCUUGACGAGAGCUUCAAGCUUAGAUCCCUUUUCAAGUGGUGAACCGUUCAUGAGUUCCCAGUGAUCGAAGACAGCUUGUGGGAAAGCUUGACCACCAGUUGCAGCACGGAGAGCACCGUUGAAACCGAAUGACUCCAAGACCGGCAAGUAAGCCUUGACAGUGUACAUUGGAGUACCUGGUCUUUGUUCUUCCCAGUAAACCAUACCACGACGUCUGUUGAGGGUUGAGUAGAUACCACCGAGACAUGUUUCUGGACAUUGGAUUUCGACAGAGUACAUUGGUUCUUGAAGACCUGGGUCAGCUAACAAGUGAGCGGCGUAACAGACACGACGGGUGACUGGAAUAAUUUGACCACCACCACGGUGAAUAGCAUCAGUGUGGAGGGUAACAUCCAAGAUGUUAAAUCUAACACCUCUCAUGUUUUCUUCAGUACAGACACCUUCCUUAGUAACCCAUUGGAAUGCAGCAACACAUGAAUCCUUGAUUUCGUUAAGAUAUUGAACACCCUUGGUGAUAUCGAUCAUAACGUUUGGACCAGUGGUGUCUGGACCGAAACACCAGAUCUUACGAGCAUCAGCAACAUCCCAUCCAUAAGUGUCAGCAAGGUAACGUGCACGAGUCUUUGGAUCAUCUCUUGGAGUGAGCUUGCCGUUUUCGAUGUCACGGGUGAGUUCUUCUUCCAAUGGUUGAGCAGUAACCCAGAGACGGUUGUGCUUGUUUUGUGACUUAGAAAGAGCGGUCAUUGAUGACUCAGCCUUGACGGUUUCACGGUAACCAACGACUGGGUCAGACUUCUUAAGAGCAACACCUGCGUGAUCGUUUUCGAGAUCGUUCAAACAGAUUUCCAAGUGAAGUUCACCAGCACCAGCGACAAUGUGUUCACCAGUUUCAGCGAUCCAGGUUUGAACACAUGGGUCAGACUUGGAGAGACGCUUAAGACCUUCAACAAGCUUUGGAAGAUCGUUGGCGUUCUUAACUUCAACGGCGACUUGGACGACCGGUGAGACAGAGAACUUCAUGACCUUCAUGUUGUGAGCGGUUUCUGAGGUAGUGAGGGUACCAGACUUGAGCAAGAAUUGAUCAACACCGACCAAACCGAUCAAGUUACCAGCUGGACAAUCUUCAAUGGCUUCAACGUUACGACCCAUCAUAAGAACAGUACGUUGGAUGGUCUUAACGAAGAGAUCAUCCUUCUUACCUGGGAUGUAGUUUGGACCUUGGAUACGGAUCUUUGGACCAGAUGAAACGGUACCAGAGAAGACACGACCGAAAGCGUAGAAACGACCCUUGUCAGAUGUUGGAACCAUCUUUGAGACGUAAAGCAUAAGUGGACCCUUUGGAUCACAGUCACGGAUACCAAUAGCUGAUUCGUCAUCGAGUGGACCUUCGUAGAGACCUUCAACACGGUAACGUUGAGCGGUCUUUGGUGAUGGAAGGUUGAUAAC